Messenger RNA from Aedes albopictus (Asian tiger mosquito), 2704 nucleotides. It is a transcript of the gene Mcm6, whose product is annotated as DNA replication licensing factor Mcm6. The transcript is spliced from 4 exons. Lineage: Eukaryota; Metazoa; Arthropoda; Insecta; Diptera; Culicidae. Gene Ontology annotation, cellular component: nucleus; MCM complex. The record is from RefSeq and is a predicted model, not a curated record. Gene Ontology annotation, molecular function: ATP binding; single-stranded 3'-5' DNA helicase activity; single-stranded DNA binding. Gene Ontology annotation, biological process: mitotic DNA replication; DNA replication initiation; double-strand break repair via break-induced replication. The coding region runs from base 182 to 2629 and encodes 815 amino acids.
GCGCCAUUUUUAGAUGAUACAGCCAGUAGUUUCACGAUUACUUUCCAAACGCAAGCAAAAUCAGUUUUUAGGCAUACAAUAUUUUACAAUUUUCAUAUAAAUUCGUAAAAAUCGUAUAAAUACAGAAGCGCAGAGUUGUGUUGUUUUGCGUUUUUCUUAAAAGUGACAGUUAACGUUAAUCAUGGAUGUCGCCGACUCUCAAGUGGGCCAGCUCCGCGUGAAGGAUGAGGUUGGAGUACGAUGCCAAAAAUUGUUCCAGGACUUUUUGGAAGAAUUCAAGGAAGAUGGAGAACUCAAGUACCUGAAAGCUGUGGCUGAUUUGAUAAACCCGGACCGUUCCACCCUGGAAGUGAGUUUCGACGACCUGGAAAAGUACAAUCAAAAUCUUGCCACCACCGUAAUCGAAGAGUAUUAUCGUCUCUUUCCGUUUCUGUGCCAAGCGGUAUCAAAUUUUGCGAAGGAUCGUACCGAACUUAAAAAGGAAAAGGAAUGUUAUGUGUCUUUUACGGACGUCCCAACCCGGCAUAAAGUGCGAGAAUUGACAACGUCGAAGAUUGGUUCUUUGAUACGCAUUUCCGGCCAGGUUGUGCGUACCCAUCCGGUUCACCCGGAACUGAUCUCUGGUACCUUUGUCUGUUUGGACUGUCAAACGGAAAUACGGGAUGUGGAGCAGCAGUUCAAGUUCACUAAUCCCACAAUCUGCCGGAAUCCAGUUUGUGCCAAUCGACGCCGCUUCAUGCUGGAGGUGGACAAGUCUCAGUUCAUCGACUUCCAAAAAGUGCGCAUCCAAGAGACGCAAGCGGAACUUCCGCGGGGUUGUAUUCCGCGCUCGGUUGAAGUGAUUCUUCGUGCCGAAAUUGUUGAAACCGUCCAAGCGGGAGACCGUUACGAUUUCACCGGAACAUUAAUCGUUGUGCCGGAUGUCGGUGCCCUUCAGAUGCCCGGAGCCAAAGCCGAGAUCGGUUCCCGUCAUAAGCAAGGUGACAAUGCAGUCGAAGGCAUCCGUGGCCUAAAGGCUCUUGGUGUCCGAGAUUUGAACUACAAGAUGGCCUUCCUGGCGUGUUCGGUGCAAGCGACCUCGUCCAGGUUUGGAGGAACGGAUUUGCCAAUGAGCGAAGUGACGGUCGAAGACAUGAAGAAGCACAUGACCGACGCCGAGUGGAGCAAGAUUUACGAAAUGUCGCGUGAUCCAAAGCUUUACCAAAAUUUAAUAUCCAGCCUGUUUCCUUCGGUGUACGGGAACGAUGAGGUGAAACGUGGAAUUCUGCUGAUGCUGUUUGGAGGUGUCGCCAAAACAACCCAAGAAAAAACCACUCUCCGUGGAGACAUCAACUGCUGCAUUGUGGGCGAUCCCAGUACAGCGAAAUCCCAGUUCCUGAAACAGGUAGCAGAUUUUUCUCCUCGCGCUGUCUACACCUCCGGAAAGGCAUCGUCCGCAGCCGGUCUCACGGCAGCCGUCGUAAAAGACGAGGAAAGUUUCGACUUUGUGAUCGAGGCCGGAGCAUUGAUGUUGGCCGAUAAUGGAAUCUGCUGCAUUGACGAGUUUGACAAGAUGGACCCCCAUGAUCAGGUGGCAAUCCACGAAGCCAUGGAACAGCAGACCAUUUCGAUUGCCAAGGCGGGUGUGCGAGCCACUUUGAAUGCUAGAACAUCGAUUCUAGCAGCUGCGAAUCCCAUUGGAGGUCGGUACGAUAGGUCCAAAUCCUUGCAGCAAAAUAUCCAACUAACGGCACCGAUCAUGUCUCGGUUUGAUUUGUUCUUCAUUUUGGUGGACGAAUGCAACGAGGUUGUGGACUAUGCGAUCGCACGAAAGAUCGUAGACUUGCAUUCAAACAUCGAGCAUACCAUUGAUCAGGUCUACUCCCGAGAAGACGUUCUCCGGUAUAUCAUGUUUGCCCGACAAUUCAAACCGAUCAUCACAAAAGAGGCGCUUGAAUUGUUGGUUGAGAAUUACGGCCAUCUUCGGCAAAGGGACACCGGCACAUCUGGCAAAAGCACUUGGCGAAUCACGGUUCGUCAGUUGGAAAGCAUGAUCCGACUUAGCGAAGCCCAGGCCAAGAUGGAGUGUUGCGAAGAAGUAUCAGAAAAACACGUCAAAGAAGCAUACCGUCUGUUGAACAAAUCGAUCAUUCGCGUUGAACAGCCAGAUAUUCAUUUGGACGAUGACGAUGAUGCGGCCCUGGCAAUGGACGUUGAAGAAGAAACACCGCAACCGGAGACUCUCGAUCAGAAUGGACAUGCCGAAAAUGGCGGCAGCCAGGAGAAUGGCACAAGCCACGCGGCUCCCAAGAAGAAGCUGACUUUAUCGUUCGAAGAGUACAAAAAUCUCUCGAAUAUGCUGGUGCUUCACAUGCGCACUGAGGAGGCACGGUUCGAAAGCGAAGAGUCCCAAUCGGAGGGCGUGAAAAUGUCGGAACUGAUUAAUUGGUACCUGGAGCAGGUAGCCGAACAAAUAGAGUCGGAGGAGGAACUGGUGGAGCGGAAAACACUGGUUGAAAAAGUCGUUGACCGGCUGAUAAAUCACGAUCAAGUUAUCAUCCCAUUGAAAACAUCCACUUUAGGUGACAAAGAAACACAGGAGGAAGAUCCAGUUCUCGUGGUUCACCCCAAUUAUAUUAUCGACAUGUAAUUUCUAAAGUGUGUUUUAUUCUAUGGAUAAGAUUGCAUGAUUUUUUUUAAUAUAAGGAAACAUUUUACCUGAAAA